Schistosoma turkestanicum is the source of this 781-nucleotide messenger RNA. NCBI's taxonomy places the organism in Eukaryota, Metazoa, Platyhelminthes, Trematoda, Strigeidida, Schistosomatidae. The record is from the annotation of a GenBank genome assembly.
UGACCCAUGUACAAAAAUCUCUCUUUUCUUCGCAUCUUGAACUUUUGACUAUUCAGUUCAAAGUGGAAUCAUCGACUUUUUCCAAUCUUAUUAUUUUAAAUAUGACAACCAGACCAACUCCUCAAGACAAAAUUUGUAAUUCAACCACGUGCUUAUUAUGUCGAGAUUGUUGGGAUGAUCCUGAUCGUUUGUGUGGUCUCAUAAUAAUAUUCAUAGCAUUGUUAUUCACAGUCAUCAUUAUUCUCAACAAAGUCUUUCAGUCUGCAUCUCCGAGGAACUCCCUUUUCAUUGUUUUAACGCUAAUCAUUUGGGUAAUCGGAACUGCGUUACUGAACGUACCUGGUGAAUGGAUCGAUCGCGUCAUUGCUGUUAAUGUGACCUCCGUUGUUACGAUUGUUGCCAUUUUAUUGGGUGUAAAACUGAAAGACUCCACACGAAAAUGGAGAAUAGUGUUAUUUUCUUUUUUUGCUGUUUAUUUGUGGCAGCUGCAAUCACUUUCUUUGUCCUGAUCAAAACUCGCGAGAUUCAUCGUGGAAUUUUACAUAUGCAGUUCUGUCGUUGAUUUGCUGGUGCUGUGCAAUUUUCAAUAUGAUUUCCUUGACCACAUAUUAUUUGGUGAAAAACCGCAAAUCGGAAGAAUACUCUGUAUUGUAUAUGACUUUAGUAUCUUCGUUCGAGUUUAUGAUUCUGCUGAUUAUUUCAGAAUUACAUGUCAAUUAUUACUACCGUUGUUGCAACAUAUACAUGAACAAUACUUGUCCACCAAUUAAAUUUUCCCCGG